Molecule: messenger RNA, 687 nt
Organism: Gracilinanus agilis (Agile Gracile Mouse Opossum)
Lineage: Eukaryota; Metazoa; Chordata; Mammalia; Didelphimorphia; Didelphidae
Gene: TMEM139
Product: transmembrane protein 139
Exons: 3
Coding region: 1-687 (228 amino acids)
Source: RefSeq, a predicted model, not a curated record
AUGGCUACUGUCAGAGGAAUGACCAAAAUUACAGAGAAAUUUCAGGCUCAGGCAGGGGCAAUGUUGCCAUGUCUAUCAUGGGGGAGCCAAGCAAAGCUAUUCGCAUUCAUGUGCUGUAUCUUCAUCCUCAUAGGGUUUGUUGUGUUUCGCCUGCAUCCGGGAAUAUUUGUUGCUCAUUUCAUCUUCAUUAUAGGUGCAUUCCUUCUCUUUCUCUGUCUCCUCUCUUGCUUCAUGGAAUGGGGGCUCCCAGCAAUGAGAAGAGAAACUACAGGGGCCUUGAGCUCAGCACGGGACAAUGAAGCCUUCGAAGUACCAAACUAUGAGGAAGCUGUGGUAUCGUCGAUCCAGGUCCCCAACUCAGGUUUGGGUGAGCCCCCACCCUACAGCACUGUGAUUCCCUCACAGCUUCAGGAAGAAGAAUCUAACCAUCUGGCAGGACUCACAGGAGCCAGCAUAGAAAGGCAGAGGAGGUCAGAAGGUACAAUGACCCAGACAGAAGGUUCUUUGGGCACUCCAAACAAUCUCCAGCUUCCAGAACACCCAAUAGAGUCUGAAAUACCACCAUUGCAAAGUCUGCCAGGUAUGGAGCCUCUUACUCCACCUCCAGCAUAUGAGCUCAGACCUGGUCACCAUGAUAUCAAUGAUGACAAUGUUUUUGAUGAUGAUAGCGUAUUCUAUGAGGACUGA